AUGGCGCUGAUGCUGGCGCUGAGCGGGCUGGCGCUGCUGGGCGGCCUCUACCUGUGGCUCUCCUACAACUUCUUGAAAGCGCCCAUGUGCCGCAACCGGACGAGCUUGCGGGGCAAGACGGUGCUGAUCACCGGUGGAAACAAAGGGAUUGGGGAAAAAACAGCACUGGAUCUAGCCCAGAGAGGAGCUCGUGUCAUCCUGGCCUGCCGUGACAAAGCACGAACAGAAUCAGCAGUCUCUAACAUCCGGAGGGAAAGCGGGAACAAUGAGGUUCUCUUCAUGAGCUUGGAUCUGGCUGACCUGAGCUCGGUGCGAGCGUUUGCGGAUGAGUUCCUGAGAUCCGAGCCUCGCCUCGACAUUCUUAUCAACAAUGCAGGUGUUUCGGCCGGGGGCAGAAGUGCCGAUGGGUUCAACUUGACUUUCCAGGUUAACCACCUCGGCCACUUCCUGCUGACCAACCUCCUGUUGGACCGACUGAAGCGCUGUGCUCCAAGCCGCGUGGUGGUGGUGGCGUCACAAGCCCAUCGGGUAGGAAGGAUCGACUUUCAGAACAUCCACAAGCCAGUAGAUGGGCUGCUGAAGUUUUACCAGGCCUACUGCCACAGCAAGUUGGCCAAUAUCCUGCAUACGCGAGAGCUGGCUAACAGGCUGGAAGGGACCAACGUUACCUGCUACGCUGUUCAUCCAGGGUUCGUCGACACAGAACUCAUUCACCAAUUUCUCAUCUGGUGCAAGCCCAUCCUCUUUCUCACCAGACUCUUCCUACGCAAUCCUGUGGAAGGAGCUCAGACUUCUAUCUAUUGCGCCACUCAGGAGGGGAUUGAAAUGUUCAGCGGCCACUAUUUUGCCAACUGCAAGCUCCAGGAGCCGUACCCCCAAGCCCGGAACGACGCCGUCGCCAAGAAGCUUUGGGAAUUCAGUGAGAAACUGUUGGGGCUCGCCAAGUAA
Molecule: messenger RNA, 948 nt
Organism: Euleptes europaea (tarantolino)
Lineage: Eukaryota; Metazoa; Chordata; Lepidosauria; Squamata; Sphaerodactylidae
Gene: DHRS13
Product: dehydrogenase/reductase 13
Exons: 5
Coding region: 1-948 (315 amino acids)
Source: RefSeq, a predicted model, not a curated record